GUGCCUGGGAACUGGCUACUGCUGCCCACCACGCCCAUGAUGGGUUUUUCUUUGCAGAGCUAACAGGAAUUUGAGGACCUGAGUGUGGCUACUGCCACCCGCGCCAAGAAGCAGCAGUUAUCUGGACCUAGGGACCAAGAAGCAAGCAUUAACCGGUUACACACCGGGUAGGAGAGGAAGAGAGAACAAGUAAAAAUGUUCCACCAGCCUAAGGCUUGCGUGACUUCAGGUAAUCGUGCUGCGUAGCUAAUGUUGCCUAUUGACACUAGAAUUAAGGAGUCAAAGAGACGCACUACUUCCGGUGGUUUGGAGACAAAACCUUGACGGGGGAAGGGGGCGGAGCGAGGCUGGCGUAGGUCCGCCCCGGCAGCCGUCAAGCGACCUAGGCAUGUUUUGCGACAACAGUCAAGGACCCUUCCCCGACUUGCUUUCCGGCAGAGUCGCCGACCUGAGGCCACCAAGACUUGCUUUUUAGUGCGCGUGGCUUUGCAACCCUGUCUCGUCCCCUGAGCGGCGCCUCUUCUCUAUCCGGAGAGCAGUGCUAGGGAGGCUCUGAGCUGUCCCACCAGGCGAUCUUAGUCUAGGUCUCUGCCAGUCUGUUGGAGAGCCCUCUCCUGAGUAGUGGAGGACACCGGCUGGCCUGGGGCCAGAGGAGCUCCGGGCUCCGGGGGCGGGGCCGGAGCCGAAGGAGAUGCCCCUCCACGUGAAGUGGCCAUUCCCCGCGGUGCCCCGACUCACCUGGACCCUAGCCAGCAGUGUCGUCAUGGGUCUAGUUGGCACCUACAGCUGCUUCUGGACCAAGUAUAUGAACCACCUUACCGUGUACAACAAGGAAGUGCUGUAUGAGCUCAUUGAGAACCGAGGUCCUGCGACCCCUCUUAUCACCGUCUCUAACCACCAGUCUUGCAUGGAUGACCCUCAUCUCUGGGGGAUCCUGAAACUCCGCCACAUCUGGAACCUGAAGUUGAUGCGUUGGACCCCAGCAGCUGCAGACAUCUGCUUCACCAAGGAGCUGCAUUCCCAUUUCUUCAGCUUGGGCAAAUGUGUGCCUGUAUGUCGAGGAGAUGGUGUCUAUCAGAAAGGGAUGGACUUCAUUUUGGAGAAGCUUAACCAUGGGGACUGGGUACACAUCUUUCCAGAAGGAAAAGUAAACAUGAGUUCUGAGUUCCUGCGCUUCAAAUGGGUAGGAAUUGGACGGCUGAUUGCUGAGUGUCAUCUAAACCCCAUCAUCCUGCCACUAUGGCAUGUUGGAAUGAAUGAUGUCCUCCCUAACAGUCCACCCUACUUCCCCCGCUUUGGACAGAAAAUCACCGUGCUGAUUGGGAAGCCCUUCAGUACACUCCCUGUGCUUGAGCGGCUCCGGGCAGAAAACAAGUCAGCUGAGUGCAGAUGAGAAGCACCUUGCUGAACAAAAAAACAGGAUCCUUGCCCCUGGAUACAGUGAGAUUAUUUCAGUAGAUGGACAUUGGAAUCUCAGUAUGCUUGGCCACUCAAGUCUUUUGUUAUCACCUGUAAGCCAAAUGACAAUGUGGCAGGAUUCAUAAAGGUGGUAAAACAAGAUUAAUAAACUAGCUUUAAAACCUCAAGUGAAGUCAGACAUGAUGAUACAUACCUGUGAUCUCAGCACUAGGGAGCCUGAAGCAGGAACAUUGUUGUAUGUUCAAGAUUGGCCUGGGAUACUGAGUGAGAGACUAAAAAGGGAAAACACAAGAAGAAAAAGAAGAAAAGCCAAGCGUGGGAGGCAAAGGUAGGCAGAUCUCUAUGAGUUCAAAGCCAGCCUGGUCUACUAGUAAGUUCCAGACCAGCUAGGGUUACAUUGUGAGAACCUGUCUUGAGGAAAGUUGGGUGUACAUAGUGAUGCGCUCCUUUAAUCUCAUCACUUGGGGUGGGUCUCUAUAUUGAGGCCAGCCUGGUUUACGUAAUGAGUUCCACCACAGCCAGGGCUACAUGGUAAGACCCUGUUUUGGGGGGAAAAAGAAGGAAAAAUUUAAAACUUUUUUUUGUUAAGACCAGAUUUCUAUGUGUGACUCUGGCUGUCCUGGACUUCCUUUGUAGACCAGACUGACCUUGAGCAGAUUUGCCCGCCUCUGCCUCCCAGGUGCUAGGAUUAAAGGCAUGCACUACACACCCAGCUUUUUAAGACUUUUUUAGAAGAGGAAGCCAUCACUUUGUGGGAAUAGAAUACAUGUAAAAGCCAGACAUACAACUUAGGUUCAAGGAUAACAUCACUUUUUUAUGGAUCUAUUUUUGUAUUCAUUUGAGAAAUGCCAGUUACAUUUCUUCAAGAGUUUUAAAUUCAUAGUUUCAUUUAUUCAAAUAUACACCUCUCACUAGUGUAAAUUUAUAAUCCCAGCAGUUGUGAUGUAAAGUGAAGUUAAAGGUCAUCUUUGGCUACGUAGUAAAUUCAAGGCCACCCUGGGCUAUGUGAGCCCUUUUAUCCAAAAGAAAAAAUAGGGUCAGCCAGAUGCCUGAGCAAGUAUAAAGCCUGUCAAUUUGAGUUAGAUGCCCAGAACCCACAUGGUGGAAGGACAGAAGGAACUGCUGAAAGUUGUCUAAUCUGACCUCUAGAUACAUGCCAUGACCCAUGCCCAUGCCUAUACCCAUAUACACAUAGAGAGUUGGGGGUUGGAGAAAUGGUUCAGCAGUUAAGAGUGCCUGUUGCUUUUGCAGAAGACCUAAUUUCUACUCCUAGCAUCACUGUCAAAAGACUCAAAUCACUUAUAUCUCCAGGUUCAGGGGAUCCAGUACUCUCUCUGGCUUCCCUGGGCACCUACACACAAACAUACACAAAGAUAAAUCUUUUAAAAAAAAAUACUGCCUCCAGUAUGCUAGGCAAACAGUCUACUAUCGAGUUAUACCAUGCCUUCAAAUAUAGACUAACUAUGCAAACAGAGACUGAUCAGAAAAAUUCAGUCACUUCCCACUGUAUGGCCAGUUCCUUACCAAUUGGAGCUACUUAGCAAGACCUUAUCAAAACAACAAUGGCAAAAAAGGACUGGUUGGUAUAGUGUGUGCCUAGCAUAUAAGAAAUCCUGGGUUUGAUCCCUAGCAUGAAAAAAAGACCUUAAGGAGCUGGAGAGAUGACUCAAUGUUUAAGAGCACCAGCUGCUCUUCAGAACCUCCCAGAGGUUCCAAGUUCAAUUCCCAACAACUACCUGGUGGCUCACAACCAUCUAUAAUGGGAUCAGAUGCUACCUUUUGAUGUGUUUUGAGUCUGAAGACAGCAACUGUCUUAUAAAGAAAGGAGGGGUAUAGGAGACAUGGUUCAACAGUUUAGAACCAGGUUUGCUUCUGUUCACCUACACGGCAACAUACAACCAUCUAUAAUUCCAGGUAUGAAAGAGUCAAUGCUCUUCUGACCUGUACCGGCACCAGGUACACAUGUGGUGUGCAUGCAUGCAUACAAAACACACAGAAAUGUAAAAAAAUAAAUCAUAGAAAGGGCUGGGGAUUUGGUUCAAUUAGUAGAGCACUUAUCUAGUAUGUGUGAGGUCUUGAGUGCCUGGUUUUAAAAUCCAACCCUAAAAACAAACAAAGCAAGAAAUAGGAGAAAAAUGGUUGAAUAAAGAGGACUUCUCCUAACCUAGGAAUUAAUUAAUAUUGGUUUUUCAAGACAAGGUUUCUCUGUAUAGCCCUUACUGUACUGGAACUUGAUCUGUAGACCAGGCUGCCUUCAAACUCAAAGGUCCUAUCUGCUUCUGAGUUUUGUUUUGUUUUGUUUUGUCUUUUUUUUUUUUUUUGGACAGAGUUUCUCUGUAACAGCCCUGGCUAUCCUGGGACUCACUCUAGACCAGGGUGGCUUCAAACUCAGAGAGAUCCACCUACUUCUCCCUUCCAAGUGCUGACAUUAAGGCAUGCACUAUCACCACUUGGCUACUCUUUUAUUUAUUUAUGUAUCUGUCUAUUUGUUUAUUUGUUUAAAAUUUGAGACAAGUUCUCACAUAGUUCAGGCUGGCCCUGAACUCUUUAUGUAGCCAAAGCUGGCUUUGACCUCUUAAGUCACAGGCAGGUACCAUAUGUCUGGAUAAGUUUAUUGUUCUUAACUAAAAAGUUAUUUAAUUAUGAUUUCAUUAAACAGAAACAUUCAGCCAAGCACACAUUUAUAUUCAAAGAUAUUUAUUUGUAGUUGCAAAUUUUGAGAACUUUUUUUUUUAUUCUUUUUUUUUGGAGCUGGGGACUGAACCCAGGGCCUUGCGCUUGCUAGGCAAGCGCUCUACCACUGAGCCAAAUCCCCAACCCCAAUUUUGAGAACUUUUAACUAGACAAGGACAUUGCCCAACCACUGCUGCUGCCACACCUACUUGGCAAAUACCAGGAUGUAUUUGACUAGGUCAGAAGCUGACAUGUUUUCCUUUCUACUUUUUAGAUGCUGCCAAAUUAAAAAGGCUGUAUCAAUCAGAGAUACACAGUCUUCCAACAUCUUUGUUGACAGGAAACAUUUAUUUAUCUACUUUUUUUUUCUUUUUUUCGGAGCUGGGGACCGAACCCAGGGCCUUGCGGUUGCUAGGCAAGCGCUCUACCACUGAGCUAAAUCCCCAACCCCUUAUUUAUCUACUUAAUGUAUAUGAGGACACUGUCACUCUUCAGACACACCAGAAGAGGGCAUUGGAUCUCAUUACAGAUGGUUGUGAGCCACCAUGUGGUUACUGGGAAUUGAACUCAGGACCUCUGGAAGAGCAGUCAGUAAGUGCUUUAUUAACUGCUGAGCCAUCUCUCUAGCCCAGGACACAUUUAAAAGCAUUUACUUAUUUACUUUGUCAGUCUGUCUGUCUGUCUCUGUCUGUCUCUGUCUCUGUCUCUGUCUCUGUCUCUGUCUCUGUCUCUCUCUCUCUCUCUCUCUCUCUCUCUCUCUCUCUCUCUCUCUCGUGUGCCAAUGCCAGAGCAUGGAUGUGGAGGUCAGAAGACAACUUGUAGGAAGGAAUCUGUUCUGUCUUUCCACCAUGAAAGUUCCAGUGAUUGAACUUAGGUUGUGAGGUUUGGGGUGCAAGCACCCAUACCUGAUGCACCACCUUGCUAAUCUAACAAACACAUUUUCCCCAACAAACACUCUUAAACACCCUUCUUAUAUUUUCUUCCUGUGAGAUAGACCAAAUAAAUAGUGUAUUAGUUCCCUAGGGUGCUGUAGCAAAUUACCACAAACUAGACAUCUUAAAACAAAACAGAAUUCUUUCUGAUAAUUUUCUAGGCUACAAGUCACAAAUCAGGGUUUUGAUGGAGCUAAGUUUGCUUUGAAGGAUCUAGGAGAGAAUUGGUUCCUGCUUUUCCUUUCCUGGUUGUAUAUGCUUGGCAUGUAGCUGCAUCACUGCAGUCUUUCUUUAUAUGGCUUUCUUCCCUGUCUGCCUCUAUGUUUUCCUUUUUUGCUUAGCAUGGUGGCAUUUAGAAGAGGUGAAAACAGGAGAAUCAGGAGUUCUAAGUCAUUAUUGCCUAUGUAGUGAGUUUGAGGCCACCCCAGGCUAUAUGAGCCCAUCACAAAUAAACAAAAAGUAGGUAAAUACAUUUAUCUCUUUAUGACCAGCCAUUGGGUUAUGACUCAUCCUUCCAUAUUGUGACAUUAGCUGUCAGUAUGUCAGUAUGAGUUUAUUAUAAAUUGAUUACAUGUGCAAAAACCCUGUUUCCAAAUUAAGAUGUAUGUACAACUUAGAGGGGGACAUGAAUUUGGGGUAAAUACUAUUUUAACAAUACAUAGACCACUAUAAAAAACAUACAUGAGUUAGGGGAGUAGCUAAGUUAUCUUACUACAAUUUAAAAAAUGUUUAUUUCAUGUACAUUGGUGUUUUGUCCACAUGUGUGAAGGUGUCAAAUCCUCUGGAACUGGAAUUAUCAACAGUUGGGAGAUGUCAUGUGAGUGCUGGGAAUUGAACCUAGGUCCUCUGGAAGAUCAGCUGGUGCUCUUAAGCCCUGGAGUAGCUCAGUUAUAAAAUUUAUGAGUGGCACACAGGAAGCUCUAGGCUCAAUUCCCAGUACCACCAAAACAAAGCAAAAAGAUAAAAAUUUGUACAUACCACUGCCUAGAUUCUGUUUUAGAAAUUUAGCAUUAUGUGUUUAAUCACACACCGAUCUUUGUAGCUUGACAUCAGUUCACUUCCUCCUAAAUCAGUGUUUUUCACUGCUGCAAUCCUAUAAUACAGUUCCUUAUAUUAUGGUGACCCCAGCCAUAAAAUUAUUUUCAUUGCUAUGUUACAACUGUAAUUUUAAUUUUGCUAGUUUUGAUAGCUGAUAUACAACUCCUGUGAAUGGGUCGUUCAGGGUCAUGACCCAUAGGUUGAGAACUACUGCCUUAGAUUAAUCAGCUUAUAUGUUAGAGUUCAAGAUUUGGUUGUAGUCUUCCUUCCUUCCUUCCUUCCUUCCUUCCUUCCUUCCUUCCUUCCUUCCUUCCUUCCUUCUUUCCUUUCUUUUGCAGUGCUUUAGGAAUGAACUUAUCUGUAAAGAUAAUCGGCAGACUAAUAAAAAUGUCACAGAAAUGUAGGCAGGUUUGGUGGCUCACUGCUGUAAUCCUAGCACUAGAAAGGUUGAGGUUUACAAAGUGAUUUUGUUCAUACCAUAACCCUGUUUCAAAACCAAACCAACCAAAUAAAACAAAACCCAGAAAAGUCUCUA
Molecule: messenger RNA, 6597 nt
Organism: Rattus norvegicus (Norway rat)
Lineage: Eukaryota; Metazoa; Chordata; Mammalia; Rodentia; Muridae
Gene: Tafazzin
Product: tafazzin, phospholipid-lysophospholipid transacylase
Biological process (GO): phospholipid metabolic process; cristae formation; cardiolipin acyl-chain remodeling
Cellular component (GO): mitochondrial intermembrane space; mitochondrial outer membrane; mitochondrial inner membrane
Molecular function (GO): acyltransferase activity; 1-acylglycerophosphocholine O-acyltransferase activity
Source: RefSeq, a predicted model, not a curated record